AUGUCUGUUGGAAUUGACAACACCUCCAGUGCUCAACCUGAGCUGGCGCAGACAUGGCCUCAAAGUAUUUUCCACCUGCAAAGCCCUCGGCCGGGCUUUCUGGCAGGCUGGUCCGCCUGGCAGUAUGUCGUGACCUUUUUGCUCGGCGUAGUGGUCUAUGACCAAGUGAUGUACAUUAAGCGAAAGGGUUCCAUUGCCGGGCCAACUUUCAAGAUUCCGCUCAUGGGCCCGUUCCUUCAGGCACUUCAUCCCAGAUUCGAAGCAUACAUUGAGCAGUGGGCCAGUGGACCUCUCAGCUGUGUAUCGGUCUUCCACAAGUAUGUCCACUCUGCCCCCCGUUGCGAAAUCGACAAGCUUGUUCGAGCGAACCGGGAAUCCCCUACUUACAAGUUGCACUCUAGAUUCGUCGUCCUGGCCUCCGAUCGAGAUCUAGCUCACAAAGUCUUUAAGUCACCCGCAUACGCUGAGCCAUGCAUCGUGCCCAUUGCAAAGGACCUCUUGGGCCACAAAGCGUGGGUUUUUCUGCAAGGGAAAGCCCACGCUGAGUACCGGCGGGGAUUGACUCCUUUGUUCACCAACAAGGCCAUUGCCACCUACCUCCCUGUCCAGGAGAGGGUUCUCGCGGACUACUUCGACAAAUUUGUUGCCGCAAGCGAGAGAAAUGAUGGACGACCGAUGGCAUUCAUGACCAUGUUCCGCGAGAUCAACUGUGCACUUUCCUGCCGCACGUUCUUCGGUGAUUACAUCUCUCAGGACGCGGUCAAGAAGAUUGCUAACGAUUUCUACCUUGUGACUGCGGCGAUGGAACUGGUGAAUAUUCCACUCUCAGUGUACAUCCCCUUCACCAGACCCUGGCUCGGGAAGCGGACGGCCGAUGCGGUCCAUGCCGAAUUUGCUAGAUGUGCAGCCGCAUGCAAGGCAAACAUGGCUAAGGGCGCGACACCGACUUGCAUCGUCGACCACUGGGUCCUGCACAUGAUGGAAUCGAAUCGGUACCGCGAGCGGAUUGCUGCAGGCGAGACCGACGUGGAGAAACCGACGAAUCUGAUCCGCGAAUUCACAAAUGAGGAAAUCAGCGAGACGUUGUUCACCUUCCUCUUUGCGUCCCAGGACGCCUCGAGCAGCGCCACAACAUGGAUGUUCCAGAUCCUUGCCCAACGGCCCGACGUCCUCCAGCGCGUGCGCGAGGAGAACCUGGCCGCCAGAGGAGGCGACCCGAACAAGCCCUUCGAUCUGCCCAUGUUGGAGUCCCUCACCUACACCAACGCAGUCAUCAAAGAGCUUCUCCGUCACCGGCCACCCGUCAUCUUCGUGCCGUACCUUGCGACAAAGGAUUUCCCCAUCACGCCAGACUACACUGUCCCGAAGGGUUCUAUGAUCGUCCCUUCCUGCUACCCAGCUCUGCAUGACCCGGAUGCGUACCCCAACCCCGAAGUCUUCGACCCCGAUCGCUGGGUAUCCGGAGAUGCCGAGUCCAAGACGAAGAACUGGCUUGUGUUUGGCGCAGGGCCGCAUGACUGCCUCGCAAGGAGAUAUGUGCCGCUAUCUAUGGCCGGAAUGGUUGGCAAGGCAGCGCUGGAGCUUGAUUGGGAGCAUCAUCCCACACCGAAGUCGGAGGAAAUUAGGGUCUUUGCCACGUUGUUUCCCAUGGACGGGUGUCAGUUGGUUUUUAAGAAACGGCCUUAG
Messenger RNA from Aspergillus thermomutatus, 1686 nucleotides. RefSeq lists its product as uncharacterized. Gene Ontology annotation, biological process: sterol metabolic process. Gene Ontology annotation, molecular function: oxidoreductase activity, acting on paired donors, with incorporation or reduction of molecular oxygen; monooxygenase activity; iron ion binding. The coding region runs from base 1 to 1686 and encodes 561 amino acids. The transcript is spliced from 3 exons. Lineage: Eukaryota; Fungi; Ascomycota; Eurotiomycetes; Eurotiales; Aspergillaceae. The record is from RefSeq and is a predicted model, not a curated record.